Molecule: messenger RNA, 2590 nt
Organism: Nasonia vitripennis (jewel wasp)
Lineage: Eukaryota; Metazoa; Arthropoda; Insecta; Hymenoptera; Pteromalidae
Product: coiled-coil domain-containing protein 142
Exons: 14
Coding region: 342-2561 (739 amino acids)
Source: RefSeq, a predicted model, not a curated record
GACGACCGUAGGGGUUUGUUGCCGUAAGGUCAGAAGGCUAAUAAAAGCGUCAGCCACCCCCUCGCGACGUCGAAGAAAUGCAGAGGAAAUUGCUCCAUUGCAAGGCGAUGCGCCAGUUUGUUUAUUCGGCGGAAGGACACAUCACCUGGUUAUACGCUGCUGCGGAAAUGGUGGAGUGACGGUGUUUUACGGAUAGGAUUAUUGGAUUGGGUGGUUAUGGAGAUGAACUUAUGGAAAGUGGGAUUUGAAGAGCAAUGACACUCGACCAAAUCACCGACAACCGUCGAAUCGACUUCAGUUGAGGAGUAAAAGCACCAGCAGAUACCCAGAGGCAUAAACAGAUGGACAGUAAUUACAGAGCGAACGUCGGCAAAUGGCUGCCUCGAGUCGCAGCCAACCUCGAGAAGUACUUCGCGGAUUCGUCGGCACUGAACGAGACAAUGGGACGCCUCGCGCGAAGGAUAGCAGCCCUAUUGAAGAACGCCUCGAGAAGCGAUUCCUACGAUCAGACCGAACUGAAGUCACUGAUCAAGGAGCUGGAGUCGGUUAUUCCGGAAUACAGGAUGAUGUCCGAGGUGGUGGAAACGCAGAAUCUCAUAUUCAAGUACAAGAUCGAGCACUUGACGACCAGUUUGAAGAGGAGCGUUAACAUCGUUGCCAGAUGUACCCGUCUUCUGAUCAAUGAAAUUUGCAGCUGUACGAAUCACGAGUAUCUGAGAAUGAUCUUUAGGUUAGUCAACGUUUACAACGACUUGCUGAGUUUGGACCACGACGUGUCUGAGCCGUCUGUGAAUAUAUUCUACAACGACUGCCCGAACAUGUUGGAGCCUCUAAAGAUCAUCUCGGUGUCUCGAAUACUUCAGAUCAUAGCCAACAAACGAGCUGAGGAAUACUGCCACGAGCUCAUCGACUGUCUCCUGGCGAAUUAUCGAUCCAGCUGUGAUAAAGACGAUAGCCGAUUCAUGGCUUCGAACGACAUCGAAGUCGCGGAAAAUUCAAGCAUAGAAAUUUAUCGGACUUUAACCAAACACCUGACACCUCCGAUAACAGCAGCGACUGGAGCUCGAGAAGCCGUUUCCAACAUUGAAAGUAUGCAGGCUUUGGUGAACACCCAAAACGAGCAAGUGGUCAGGCUUCUGAACGUCGUGAAAAUCAUAUCGCCUCAACUGCUCGGCUCCGAUGCUACGAGAAUCGAAAAUGACGAGCUGAAAAUACGCAGAACGGCGGUGAAAAAGGUGACGGAAUUUUAUCAAGAAGUCGCUUGGGGCUCGGUCUCGAGCAUAUUGGAUCACGUAGUUCUCUGGUGGUCGAGGGAAGCUCUCGCUGCGCGACACAGUCAUGGUUCGCAGCAUUUAAAGGAUUGGCUGCAUCAGUUUAUUCAAGGAAGUGAAGUUCCAUCCACCGUAAGACCGGCUCUUCAAACUCUCUGCGACGCACUCGGAUGUCACGUGACCAUCACAGCUUGGGACCAACUUUUUCGACUGGCUUAUACGGCCGCGUUUGAGUGUCAAUCAAAGGCGCCGCCUGAAAUUGCCGAGAGCUCAAGGGAGUGCAUAACAAAAGGCACGGACACGGGCCAGAAAUUCGCGGAGCUGUUCGAGCUACUGAUGACUCUGAGCAACGCCUGCGAGACCGGCGGCGAGUGGGUCAUCGGCGCACCUCUGGUCGAGCUUCCCCUUUCCGAGCAGAUCGUCGUGCUGCAUCGAAUGGAUCACUCGGUCCACACGAUGCGACUAUGGGCUAUGCAGGAGGCCCGGAUGAUCGCCCACACUUGGGAACUCGAGGUUUUCUUCCUCAUCGUCAAGGGCGACAUCGUCAACUGCCUCGAAAUCUUGUCCUAUCUCAAGCUUGCGGAUCACUCGAACGAGUUGGAAAGCGAGCCGGUGAGCGUUCAAGUUUACGUGUGUGCCAAGAUGCGGGCGAAAAUCGUCUCGGAAGUCACGGCGAAUAUUCAGCUUUUGAAGGAAGCUCCAGCUCUGUGUACAAAGAUUCUCGCGCAAAUCGGCCGUGUCGUCAGUCUGGCUAAUCUCCACAUGUGCUUCCCGAAGUCGAGCUAUUGGAGAAGAAAUCUCAGCGUGGCUCCUAAUGCCCCGAGUCUCUACGUCGAAAGUUACUUCGAACGCGUACUCCUUCCGAUCCUGGAAGUGAUAAACGACCCCGAGACCUCGAACAUGGUACUGCGAAUAAUGUGCGAAGCUUGGCUGGACUACAUCUACCUCCACAAGAUAAAAUUCAGCGAGUGGGGUGCACUGCAGCUGCUCAAGGAUUUCGCGCACGUACUGACGUGGGUGACGGAAUGCGGUAUAAUCUCGGAAAAAGUUCGCCAACAUCUUCUGAAAAACGAGGUACUGCGAAGAUGCGAGGGCGUAGGUCGUCUGCUGCUGCGCCAUCCCGGCGAGGCUAUAUCGAUGAACAAGAAGCUCCCUCAGAGGACGAGCGACAACGGCUCGCCGGAAUCCCUGGGCCUGGAACGUAUGCCCGCAGAGAUGUACGUGCCGAAUCAGGAGCAGUGGCUGGAACUUCGAGCUUCGAAGGGAUUGAGCUUUUGUUGUAUGGAUUGAGCUUGAAAAUAAAAGUGUACAAAGGACAA